Molecule: messenger RNA, 1452 nt
Organism: Colletotrichum siamense
Lineage: Eukaryota; Fungi; Ascomycota; Sordariomycetes; Glomerellales; Glomerellaceae
Exons: 1
Coding region: 1-1452 (483 amino acids)
Source: RefSeq, a predicted model, not a curated record
AUGGCAGAACCACGCAUCCCAGGGUCCAACUUUGGGACCAUUGGUACGAGGGAGGAGGACUGGCCUGAUGUCGAUGGGGAUCUCGAUACAGAGGAAGGCGUCGAGGCUAUGCGACGCGCCGACGCAGCUCUACACGCGACUAUUGAGCGCUCCAUACAGCAACGAAACGCACAAUCAGCCCACGGCGACACCAUCCCAAGGGCCCUCUACAUCAAAGCCCAGAACCAGCAAAAUCAGCUCACAGACGAAGAGCGACAGCUUUUACUGAGCCGCGGUGACGUCGUGGGCAGGGCCCUCGCUCACCCUGACUCCCUCACAACCGAUGAGAUGCACCAAGCCCUCCUCUGGCCGCCGCCAGACGUUGUACGCGCCAACAUUCAGCGAGCUACAGACGGACAGCUCAAUACAGCCAUCGAGCUCUAUGCCAAGGGGAAGGAUGCCCUGGAUCGCGGCCAAUUCAACACGAUGAUGAACGGCGAGGAGGUUGCGCUGCUAGCGCGCCGCUUCCACGCCGUGGACGAUGCAAACUUUUCCGAGGUAGGCAUGUCGCAGGCUCUCGGUCAGCCCGGAGCCGCGCAGGCCGCUGAGUUGCUGUCGAGCAUGUUGGGACUGGAUUUCGCUGUCUUUCGUGCUGCAUUGGUGCGUCAAGUGGGCCAGAUGUACCCGAUGCGACAGACAGCACCAUUGUUCCCUGGUCCCGGCCUGGUGCAGUCUUUUCCAAUGCCAGGACCAGGAGCUUUCGCACCGCAGGGACAAGUAAGGCAGAGACAUGAGCCGGGCGAGAUCAUCAGCGCCAUGACAGCUCUCCAUGAGCAGCACCGGCUCGGCAACAUCACAGACGAGGAAGUAGCCGCUCGAAACCACGAUUACGUUGCUGCUCUCCGAUCGUCUUCUCAGGUGCCAUCGUUGUUUUCCCCCAACGGAUUCCAAUCACCGUGGCCCGCGGUAACCCCUCCAUCGAACGCUGACCGCUUCGGAUCUGGCCCCUGGCCGCCCACAGCCAGGCCGCAGAACCCAAUCACUAUCUACGCCAACGAAGCGGGUGUCUCAGGCUACGGAGUCGAGCCCGGGUGGUCCGCGCUAUCUGAAGACCAAAAGACAGCUUACCGCGCCCGGUCUGAGACGCUGCGUCGCGAGGCUUGGGGUCAGCAGGAGACGACUCUGGCCGAGGGACCGUCACCUUUUGCCUUUCCUGGUCCGGAACCGCGGCAACAGCCUACACGAAACUUGACGGGGCUUUCGAGCCGUGGAGAGAGGCUUCCUGGGGUGCCCGUCCGGCCGGGGAUUAUCACAGGGCUGAGCGUGUUCCGCGAUGAGCAAGAAGCCGAGUGGCAGGAGGUGCUGAGAAGGUGGGAGGCCCUUCCAGAGGAACAUAGGCAGGCGUAUGAGGCGACCGCUGCGACGGCUAAUGCUGCUGCGAGAGUUGCGUUUAGGGAGGGGAGGACUUUGUGA